Ipomoea triloba (trilobed morning glory) is the source of this 1701-nucleotide messenger RNA. Its product is annotated as CBL-interacting serine/threonine-protein kinase 4-like. The transcript has a single exon. Gene Ontology annotation, biological process: protein phosphorylation; signal transduction. Gene Ontology annotation, molecular function: ATP binding; protein kinase activity. The coding region runs from base 92 to 1402 and encodes 436 amino acids. The record is from RefSeq and is a predicted model, not a curated record. NCBI's taxonomy places the organism in Eukaryota, Viridiplantae, Streptophyta, Magnoliopsida, Solanales, Convolvulaceae.
AACUCUUUGUGGCUCUCUGUAUUAGAAGACUCCUUGUUGAGUUUUUCCUCCCAAAAACCACCAAUUUCUCUUCCUUCCGGCCGCCGUGAGGAUGGAAGUUAAACGCCCCCAGCCACCGCCUGCCGCCGUGAGAAUACGGAGAAGCACCAGCGGCGACGGCGGUGGGAGCGGAAACAUUAUACUGAAUAAGUAUCAGCUAGGGCGGCUUUUGGGGCGUGGGAGCUUUGCGAAAGUGUACCACGCGCGGUGCUUGGAAGGUGGCGCCGACGUGGCGGUUAAGGUGAUUGAUAAGAACGCGACGGUGGACGCGUCGAUGGAGCCGCGGAUAAUCCGGGAGAUCGCGGCGAUGCGGCGGUUGAAUAAUCACCCCAGCGUGCUUAAACUCCACGAAGUGAUGGCGACGAAGAGUAAGAUCUAUCUGGUCAUGGAGCUGGCUCACGGCGGGGAGCUUUUCUCGAAGCUCACACAGCGCGGCCGGUUUUCGCUCUCGACGGCGAGGUAUUACUUCCACCAGCUCGUCUUCGCGCUCCAUUUCUGUCACCAGAACGGCGUUACUCACCGUGACAUCAAGCCGCAGAAUCUCCUCCUUGAUAAGGACGGCAAGCUGAAGAUCUCCGAUUUCGGCCUCUCCGCGCUGCCGGAGCAGAUCCGCAACGGCCUCCUCCACACCGCGUGCGGAACUCCGGCCUACACCGCGCCGGAGGUGAUGAUCAGAAAAGGCUACGACGGCGCCAAGGCGGACGCGUGGUCUUGCGGCGUAAUUCUCUUUGCGUUUCUGGCAGGUUACCUCCCAUUCGACGACAGCAAUAUAUCAAACAUGUACCGUGCAAUACGAAGCCGCGCGUUUCAGUUCCCGGAUUGGAUCACAAAGCCCACCCGGAGCAUAAUUUUCCGGCUGCUCGAUCCCAAUCCGGUAACGAGAAUGAGCAUCGAGGAACUGAUGAAGCUCCCGUGGUUCAAAAAGUCAUCAUCGGUGGUAGAUUUGAGAGACGAGCAUCAAUUCGGGAGCCAAGAGUUGGAGAAAGAUUGCAAACACCUAACCAAAAUGAACGCAUUCGACAUAAUUUCAAUGUCUCCCGGGUUAGAUCUAUCGGGGCUAUUCCAGGCGGGAUUGAACAAGAAAGAAAUGAGAUUCACCACGAACGCCGAGGUAGGAGAGGUUGAGGAGAAGGUGAAGAAAAUCGGGAAUGAAGCAGGGUAUAGGGUGGAGGAGAGGGGAAAGGGAGGGGGGAUUAGACUGGUAAAAGCAAGAGUAACGUUGGUGGUGGAAAUUCUUCAAGUGGCGCCGGAGCUAUGGCUGGUGGAGAUGAAGGUCGUCAAUGGAGAAAUGGAAUUCCAGGACACACAGUGGGAGGAGUUGAGAGUUGGGUUGAAAGAAAUAUCUUGUUUCAUGCUAGUAUAACAAUACAACCAUGAAUCUUGAUCCAGACAACGUCGCCGAGUUUCUACCGGAAAAGAUGGCGGUUCAAUUUCUCACGGCGGCGGCGGCACUAGGUGCUAGUUGUGUGCUUAUCUAAAUUCUAAUCUAUAAAGUGCAGACAGAAGUCUGCUCCUGUUUGUAAAUGAAAGUUUUCCUUAGUGUUAUAGAUGUGCACAUAGGUUCUUGUUUCAGUGUAAUGCUUCUUAUUACGUUCUAGAGAUUCAACACUUCAUAUAGUAUCUGUUCACUUCAAUAAUACUCCUUAUGUUAUAUGCUGCAAA